CUCUACCAGGAAGUACGGGGUACUGUCCAUACACUUCAUUGGUACUGUCUAUGGCUACUGCUUUAGCCGCCCUGCCGCCGCGGUGCAUUCUGGGAGCAGUUACUUGAUCCAAGAUGGCGGCGAGCAGGAGGCUGCAGAAGGAACUUGAGGAACUGCACAAGUCUGGAAUGAAAAAUUUCCGUAACAUCCAAGUUGAUGAAACAAACAUUUUGACUUGGCAAGGGCUUAUUGUUCCUGACAACCCCCCGUACGACAAAGGAGCGUUCAGGAUCGAGAUCAUCUUCCCUGCCGAGUACCCCUUUAAGCCCCCCAAGAUCACCUUCAAAACCAAGAUCUACCACCCCAACAUCGAUGAGAAGGGCCAGGUUUGCCUGCCGGUGAUCAGUGCGGAGAACUGGAAGCCAGCUACCAAAACUGACCAAGUAAUUCAGUCCCUGAUCGCGCUGGUGAACGACCCGCAGCCAGAGCAUCCCCUGAGGGCCGACUUAGCAGAGGAAUACUCAAAGGACCGUAAAAAAUUCUUUAAGAACGCAGAAGAGUUUACAAAGAAACAUGCCGAAAAGCGACCAGUGGACUAACGCUUGACAAGUGUGUACCCCUUCCUGUCCCAGCCCGUACCCCCCUUUCUCCCUCCUGCCCUGUACCCCCCCCCCCCCCCACUCCCACCCCCUCCCCCUCCCACACCCCCGCACACACUCACGUACACGUCAUUCUAGCAGACCCGGAGCAGUGCAUCUGUCGCUCGCACCUCGACCUUCAAGCAGGACUUUGUGGAUCAGAAAAGUCUCGUCUCUGCUGUUAGCUUGAGGCCGUUACUAACUUUCUACUGUUUUCUUAAAUUAAAAAAAGAGACAAAUGGUUAGAGAACAACCUGUUAAGAUGGGGAAACAAAAAGUAGGAAAUGUUCUGCUCUUUGUUUAAAAAUCACAGCUUGAUAAUAGUGCACUUCUGAUGUAGACGUUAUUGACUGUUUUCAAAGUGAGAUUCAAAGCCCUUUGGGAAGGAGGUCGUUAUUAAUCCUUUUCUUUUUCCCCAUCUUCAGUCUCACAUUUUGUGUCCUGCCCUUCCCAGAAAGAAUGUGUCUUACUUUCAAAAUGACAACACCUAAAACAGCGAGCAGAAGGUCCUGGAGGCGUCUAAAAAGCUUCAUGUAUAUUUUUACUUUGAUUUCUGAAGUGGCACUGUGUUCUAUGGAACAACCUUUUUAAGUUUCCCUAAAAUUCAGUUUGUAACACUGAUUAAUCAAAAGAAUGCAGCCUAUUUACCAAUAUUGUUGCAAAUUACAAUGUCCCAAAAAUUAUAAAAAAGGAGGAAAAAAAAUUGUGUGUGAUUGAACAUAAUUAUGUUUUUAAAAGGUUUUUGUUUUGAUUUUUUUGUGGAUUGUCAUUUUCUCAUAAUUUCAAGGAAGCGUAUGUCCUUUUUCUUUCUGUUUUGCCUUGGCCACCAUCACCCAAAGCUAUAAAACUUCACCAGUUGUGUUCUUAACACGUGGCAUUAAUUUUCAAAAACUUACUUUGAAAGCAACUACAUUUCAGCAGGGAAGUUAAUUAGAAUGACCCCUCUUCUGUUUUGUAACUCCGUGACCUAGAUGUAGAAAGUAAAUUCAGAAGUCUAGUCAGGAUUUACCUUUAUAUUUUUUACUUAUAAAAAAAUGCAACUCAAAUAAUUGCUUUUAACAGCAGUAGAAAUGCAUGCUUCAUCUGUAACCCCAGUGCAGUAUUUACAUUAGGGAUUCUGCAUUAUGGUAAAGUAUCUGGAGUCAGUGUCACUGCCUUUGUGACAGAACAGUUGACAGUUGUAUAUUUAAUGGUUAAGCAGUUUUAUUUAUUUUUUUUCCUCUCCCAAGUGCUUAUGUCCAUAGUGUAUUUAUUGAAUUGGGAUGCAUGUGAAUGAUCUUAAAUCUACUCCCCAUUUGAUGUGCUAAUGCACAAUGCCAUCUUCUCCUACCCCAUUGUCAUUUUAUGCAGUGCUUACAUUGUUUUUGAGUAGAAAAUUGCUUUCUCUUAAAAGUUCCCCUCGUAUAAUUCUAAAUGUGUGUAUACAUACCUGCAUACAUACUGAAGUACCCCUUCACUCAGAGGCAGCCGCUCUGUAGGGCAUGGAGUUCGGCUUUUGAAUCCUGACAUGGUGUCGGUCGGGAGUCGGGACAGUGCACUGAACAGAGGCUGGGGGGUAAGGGGGGGUGCAAAGACUUUUGUUCUGGAAAUAAACGGAACUGUACAUUAAGUGUAAUUCUGUAAUUUAGCCCCAUAUCUGAUAAUAAAGCAGGCUAACCAUUUAACCUUUUGCUGGUGACAGCAUUUUUCAGACGGAGUGCGAACACUGGGAGGGGUGGGGGCGGGGGGGUAGGGCGUGGCAGAAGGGGUUUUCCUGGCCGUUGUCCCCGGCUCCACUCGAGUGGGGACCCUCAAACUAGGGACCCUCAAACCGUGGGGACCCUCAAACUGGGACAUCCUCAGGGGACACUCAGCCCCGUAGUUUGGGUGGAGUCCUGUGACACAGCUUAUACAGCGGGGGUGUCACAACAGCAUCGGCGUAGUCAUGACGACAUUUCAGCCGCAUUUCCGGGUCUAGAUGAUUACCUCAGCAGCCUGGCCUGUUCCGCCAUCUCAGACACGAGCCAGCUAUCCCAUCAACCCGCUGGCUACGUUUGCAAAGCAGUGAAGAAAAGCAAUUUUCCCCCCUUCAGAUUUCACGUUUUUGCCUUGGUUAAAGCUGACCCCCCCCCCCCGCCAUCACCUGCAUGUUUGUGUUGCUUUGCUUUACACUCAUUUACUUUUUUAACAAAGUCAAACUUCACACUGCGCUUGGGCCCAGCGAAUGAGAGCAGAUUGUGGAUCAGGUCCCCCUUCCCUCACACACGAUGCUUUUUCACCAGAGCUGGGGGGCCCCAAUGCCGCGUUCCAGGUGCCAAGGAGAUUUAAGGGAGUCUGACAUUUUUCCAGCUUCAAUCUUAUUCUAGAUUUAACUAUCCCGGUGUUUUACAGAAAGGAUGUGGAAGUGAGGUUAACCAGGCCAACUAUGGAGUUGAGACUGCUGUAUACAAAUAAUCAAGUCAUUACCUGGGGAUGGGUGGGGUCCAAUUUUCUUUAAUUUUAAAAAAAGUAUGUUACAUAGUUACCACUGGGGGGCAGCAGACUCAGAAACGCAGGCUCUGGAGGUGAUUAGACCAAACCGAAAAAGCUCAGUCUUCAAUAUCUGCAACCUAUUAAAAUCUGACUUGAACUGA
Messenger RNA from Anguilla rostrata (American eel), 3229 nucleotides. RefSeq names its product ubiquitin-conjugating enzyme E2L 3b (gene ube2l3b). The record is from RefSeq and is a predicted model, not a curated record. NCBI's taxonomy places the organism in Eukaryota, Metazoa, Chordata, Actinopteri, Anguilliformes, Anguillidae. The transcript has 4 exons. The coding region runs from base 114 to 578 and encodes 154 amino acids.